Xiphias gladius (swordfish) is the source of this 1803-nucleotide messenger RNA. RefSeq names its product aquaporin-9-like. Gene Ontology annotation, molecular function: urea transmembrane transporter activity; water channel activity; glycerol channel activity. Gene Ontology annotation, biological process: glycerol transmembrane transport; water transport. Gene Ontology annotation, cellular component: basolateral plasma membrane; plasma membrane. NCBI's taxonomy places the organism in Eukaryota, Metazoa, Chordata, Actinopteri, Istiophoriformes, Xiphiidae. The record is from RefSeq and is a predicted model, not a curated record. The transcript is spliced from 5 exons. The coding region runs from base 245 to 1207 and encodes 320 amino acids.
AUGAGGCAACACUGUGCUCUCAAACAUGGAAUACUCAAGGAAUUCCUGGCAGAAUUCCUCGGGACGUUUGUCUUGGUUGUAAGUAACCCCUUGCUUGGUAAAAUUGUUUUUCAGAUGAGCUUUGGACUGAGCAAUAGUGCAGAAUACUUCAGUGUAGUGCAAUAUAUAAAAUGUAUUUGCCUUCUGACAGAUUUUGAAGUUGAGCUUCUCUUUCUUAAGUUUUCAAGUCUGAGAUGUUGUUUAUAUGUUAAUUUUCAGUUUUUUGUUGAGGUCCAGACCACUCAAGCGGAUCUUCAGGAAUGUUAAUGACUUUCCUUUAAAAAGAGGUUUAAUUCCCUUGAACAGAUGUUGGUAUAAAUCUGUUGUUGCUGUUGUUGUCUUCCUCCCUGUUGGUCAGUUGUUCGGCUGUGGCUCAGUCGCUCAAACCGUGCUCAGUCGAAACACCCUGGGUGAGCCUCUCACUGUCCACAUCGGCUUCUCCGUAGGACUGAUGAUGGCGGCGUAUGUGGCUGGUGGAGUGUCAGGGGGCCAUGUGAACCCUGCUGUGUCCCUGGCCAUGGUGAUUCUGGGCAAGCUGAAGAUUUGGAAGUUUCCCUUCUAUGUCAUCGCUCAGUUUCUUGGUGCUUUUGCUGGAGCUGCUGCAGUCUUUGGAUUAUACUAUGAUGCUUUCAUGGACUUCACCAGCGGGAUUCUGUCCGUGACGGGAAUCAAUGCAACAGGUCACAUUUUUGCUUCCUACCCCGCGAGACACCUGUCAGCCCUUGGCGGCUUCAUUGAUCAGGUGGUGGGGACGGGCAUGUUGGUCCUGUGUAUCCUUGCAAUCAUCGAUGGCGGAAACAUUGGAGCUCCUAAGGGCGUGGAGCCGCUGGCCAUCGGGCUGAUCAUCAUGGCAAUCGGCGUGUCCAUGGGACUGAACUGUGGCUACCCCCUGAACCCCGCCAGAGACCUGGGACCCCGACUGUUCACGGCUGUAGCAGGGUGGGGGAUGGAGGUUUUUAGCACCGCGGACUACUGGUGGUGGAUCCCCGUGGCGGGGCCCAUGGUGGGGGGGGUUGUCGCAGCCGUCGUCUACUACCUGCUCAUCGAGCUGCACCACCACCACAACGAGCCUGAGACGCCCCAUGAGGAGGACGAGGAGGAGGAGGAAGACGAGGAGGACGAGGACAGCAGUCUGAAGGACAAAUAUGAGAUGAUCACCAUGAGCUAAAAAAAAAAAAAGACAUUAACCUCCAGGACUGACUGGUCAGAUUCAGCUGUUUUGCUGUCAAUCAGACGACAAGCACCCGGCACAGCGGCGGGCUUCCUCUGUCAGUCUGCUCUCUGUGGUAAACCCUUUAAUAGCAGGAUAGGCUGUAGUAACACUUCUGAUUGACUUUAUGCUCUGCAGGGACAAGCUUUUCCAGCUCAGUGGCGGCACCGUUAAAACCUUCACGGGUCAAAACACAAAGUAAAAUAAAUUAGGAAACGUUUUAGACUAAAAAACUGCAGCUAGUUGCACGGCGCUGAUACUGGUUUCCAAACCAAUGCUGGACUGUCUCCUCCUCAAUGUAACUUUUUAUGUUUUAUGUCUCACAAACACAUGAAAAUCUCAGUCCUGCUCCACAUUGUUAUGACUUUUCAUAAAUGUGUUGUAAAUACUGUAUUGUAAAUAUUACCCUUCAUUUGAAUAUACUCACUUGGAAACAACUCACACUGGAAUAAUAGUUUAACCUGCAUGCCAGUUUCCUUUUAGGUUUGCUCCCAUUUUCUUUAGUGGUUUUGAUAGUUUAUCUGUAUAUUCACUUACAUUUUUUUUUUUUUUGU